CGGCGGCCGCAGGAACACGUUGUGCGGCCCACAGCCUGAGGCCGGAUCCUAGGUCGUGGCUGCCGCCGCCCUCCCCGCUCCCGGGGCGGUCGUUUUCUUCCAGACCUGGGUUCCUGCUUCUCUUGCUUACAGAGUCAUCUUUCUUGCUGUAUUGUAAGCCUGCAUUGACGAAUAUGGCAGACAAAUUAACAAGAAUUGCUAUUGUCAAUCAUGACAAAUGUAAGCCAAAGAAAUGCCGACAAGAGUGCAAAAAGAGCUGUCCAGUAGUGCGAAUGGGAAAACUAUGCAUAGAGGUUACACCACAGAGCAAAAUCGCAUGGAUUUCUGAAACACUUUGCAUUGGUUGUGGUAUAUGUAUUAAGAAAUGCCCUUUUGGAGCUUUGUCAAUCGUCAAUUUACCUAGCAACCUAGAAAAGGAAACAACGCAUCGAUAUUGUGCCAAUGCCUUCAAACUUCACAGGUUGCCUAUCCCUCGUCCAGGUGAAGUUUUGGGAUUAGUUGGAACUAAUGGUAUUGGAAAAUCAACUGCCUUGAAAAUUUUAGCAGGAAAGCAAAAACCAAACCUUGGAAAAUAUGAUGAUCCACCAGAUUGGCAAGAAAUCUUGACUUAUUUUCGAGGAUCUGAGUUGCAAAACUAUUUUACCAAGAUUCUAGAAGAUGAUCUAAAAGCGAUUAUCAAGCCUCAAUAUGUGGACCAGAUUCCUAAAGCUGCAAAGGGCACUGUGGGUUCUAUUUUAGACCGGAAGGAUGAAACAAAGACACAAGCUAUUGUGUGUCAGCAGCUUGACUUAACCCAUCUCAAAGAACGAAAUGUUGAGGACCUCUCUGGAGGAGAGUUGCAAAGAUUUGCUUGUGCUGUUGUUUGCAUACAGAAAGCAGAUAUUUUCAUGUUUGAUGAACCUUCUAGCUACCUAGAUGUUAAGCAGCGGCUAAAGGCUGCCAUUACUAUACGAUCACUAAUAAAUCCUGAUAGAUAUAUCAUUGUUGUGGAGCACGACCUAAGUGUUUUAGAUUAUCUCUCUGACUUCAUCUGCUGUUUGUACGGAGUGCCAAGUGCUUAUGGUGUUGUCACUAUGCCUUUUAGUGUAAGAGAAGGUAUAAAUAUUUUCUUAGAUGGUUACGUUCCUACAGAAAACUUAAGAUUUAGAGAUGCAUCACUGGUUUUUAAAGUGGCUGAGACAGCAAAUGAGGAAGAAGUGAAAAAGAUGUGUAUGUAUAAAUAUCCAGGAAUGAAGAAAAAGAUGGGCGAAUUUGAGCUUGCAAUCAUUGCCGGAGAAUUCACAGACUCUGAAAUCAUGGUGAUGCUAGGAGAAAAUGGUACUGGUAAAACUACAUUCAUCAGAAUGCUUGCUGGCCGACUUAAACCUGAUGAAGGAGGGGAGGUACCAGUUCUAAAUGUCAGCUAUAAGCCACAGAAGAUCAGUCCCAAAUCAACAGGAAGUGUACGCCAGUUACUACAUGAGAAGAUACGAGAUGCUUAUACUCACCCACAAUUUGUCACUGAUGUAAUGAAGCCUUUGCAGAUUGAAAAUAUCAUAGAUCAAGAGGUACAGACAUUAUCUGGUGGUGAGUUACAACGAGUUGCUUUAGCUCUUUGUCUGGGCAAACCUGCUGAUGUCUAUUUAAUUGAUGAACCAUCUGCAUACUUGGAUUCUGAGCAGCGUCUAAUGGCAGCCAGAGUUGUCAAACGUUUCAUUCUCCAUGCAAAAAAGACAGCCUUUGUGGUAGAACAUGACUUUAUCAUGGCCACCUAUCUAGCGGAUCGGGUCAUCGUUUUUGAUGGCAUUCCAUCUAAGAACACACUCGCAAACAGUCCUCAAACCCUUUUGGCUGGUAUGAAUAAAUUUUUGUCUCAGCUUGAAAUUACUUUCAGAAGAGAUCCAAACAACUACAGGCCAAGAAUAAAUAAACUUAAUUCAAUCAAGGAUGUUGAACAAAAGAAGAGUGGAAACUACUUUUUCCUGGAUGAUUAAGCUGACUAAGAAUAUUGAUAAUACAUUUCUACAACUAAAUAUAAUCAGAAUUUUUGGUGUAUAAAACUUUAAUCAGGUUUUAGAAUGCCCCGCAUAAUCUGGAGUUUGAAAUAUGAUUUACUUUAUCUAACAUCAGAAACUAGUAGCGUUGUAUAUUAUUAUACUCUAAACAUCAGACACUACCACUUUUCUGUACUCAUUGACAAAGCCAUUCUUUGUGUAAUGCUCUAAGAUGAAGACAUUUCAAGUUAUAUGAAUUACCUCCAGAUUUUCAAAACUUAUGGGGAGAUUUCAGUAUAAGUGUAAUUUAUUCAUGUACCAAAUGCUGACCAGUGUUUCCAAUUUUAAAAAUCUUUAAGAACUGUUUUCUGUACAAUAUGGUUUACCCACGUAUGUCAAGAUAUAGAAGCUGCUCUUAUUUUAAAAAGCCAGUCAAAGACUCUUAAGGUGAGGAUUUGAUAAAUAAACAUCCAUCAGAAGUAUAGAGCAUGUCUUGUCUUCACUGAAUACAGUUAAUAUAUACCUUAAUAACUUCCAGGGAAGAUUAAUAUGGGGGCGGGGGAAAACACUGCUGGAAAAUAGGUCAGUUGUUUAUCAAUCCACAUAUUGUUUACUAAAACUUUUCGGUGAGGCUUUUAUAAUUUGAUUGGCAUUUAUCCAAAAAACUAACAAGCAAACAAACCCUGUAAAGCAAAAUCAUCUUGAAUCCAAAAAUCAAAUGCAUAGCAACUUUUCUGCUAAAUAAUAUGUGCCAUUCUGUUAAUUUUUUUUUUAAGCUGAAUUCAUAUGUUACAAAUUCAUAAUAGAUGACUGAUACAUCCUACUUUUAUCAGUGGCUUAGCUUUCUCAUGCUUCAGGCUUAUCUCCUUGGGCUGCCUGCAGUAUUCCUUUCUCCAAAAUCAUAACAUGACCCAGCCUUCCACUUCACUAAGAAAAAAUGAAGCCAUUUCCAAAAAUGGCCUUAGAUAUCCCUAUCCUUCAUUUCAAAAAAUCCCCUCAAUGUUUUCACUUCCUGACUUCCUUCUGCUAGUAAGUAUGCUUACUCAGUAAAGCUAAUCUUAUCUGCCCUGCUAAUCCUUGCUAGUCUCUCCUGCAGCUUCUAAAACUUUGCUUAUGGCACCCUUUUUCUAGUAUAUUUUCAUCAUUCCAUCUACCAAUAAUAUUGCCUUAAGAAAAGACCUUCCCUUCAGUCAUCUAGCUUACUUGCCUACCAUUCUGUCUCCUCUUCACUGCUAAAUGUUAACUUGACCGUAAGCAUUACAUGUCAUUUUAUUUGAUGUUUUCACUAAUUUUGGUAGACUUCUUUCCUUUUUUUUAUUUGUUGAAUGAAUAAAAAGUCAUUUAUGAAGCUGUAACUAAA
Molecule: messenger RNA, 3333 nt
Organism: Antechinus flavipes (yellow-footed antechinus)
Lineage: Eukaryota; Metazoa; Chordata; Mammalia; Dasyuromorphia; Dasyuridae
Gene: ABCE1
Product: ATP binding cassette subfamily E member 1
Exons: 18
Coding region: 174-1973 (599 amino acids)
Biological process (GO): translational initiation; ribosomal subunit export from nucleus; translational termination
Molecular function (GO): ATP hydrolysis activity; ribosomal small subunit binding; ATP binding
Source: RefSeq, a predicted model, not a curated record